CGGGUGAGAAGGAGGCGGUCCAGGGUUUUUACUCUGCUGCUGCAGCCUCAGAGGCUCCGGCACCAGCCUGCGAUCACCAUCCGGGCGGGACAUGGCGCCGUGGGGCCCGGGCGGCAUCAGGACGGGCUUCCGAAGGGUUUUGUACUGGGUGCCCGUGCUUUUCAUCACCCUAAUCGUGGCUUGGUCCUACUACGCGUAUGUGAUUCAGCUCUGCGUAGAGUCUAUCGAGAAUCUCGGGGAAAAGGUGGGCUGCCUGCUGACCUACCACGUAGUCCUGGUCAUGUUCGUCUGGGCGUACUGGAGGACCAUCUUCACCAACCCCAUGACACCGCUGAAGGAGUUCCACCUGUCCCACGCUGACAGGGAGCUCCUGGAGCGGGAGGACCGGGCUGUGUCCACGCAGGAGCUCCUGCGAAGGAUCGCCAAAGAUCUGCCCAUCUACACCAGGACGCCAUCUGGAGCCAUUCGUUACUGCGAUAGAUGCCAGCUAGUGAAGCCAGAUCGAUGCCACCACUGCUCCGUCUGUGACAAGUGCAUCCUGAAGAUGGAUCACCACUGUCCCUGGGUCAAUAACUGCGUGGGUUUCUCCAACUACAAGUUCUUCCUGCUUUUUCUGGCCUACUCACUCCUCUACUGUGUCUUCAUCACCGCCACAGACAUGCAGUACUUCAUCAAGUUCUGGACUAACAGCCUGCCAGAGAGCCAGGCCAAGUUCCACAUCAUGUUCCUGUUCUUCACGGCGGCCAUGUUCUCCAUCAGCUUGUCCUCGCUGCUCGGCUACCACUGCUGGCUGGUGUGUAGGAACCGCUCCACCCUGGAGGCGUUCCGGCCUCCGGUGUUUCACCACGGACCCAACAAGAAUGGUUUCAGUCUAGGAGUCAGCAAGAACAUCUGCCAGGUCUUUGGAGAUGAGAGGAGGUACUGGCCGCUACCCAUCUUCUCCAGCCUUGGUGAUGGCUGCUCCUUCCCGACCUGCCUGGUCACCCAGGAUCCUGAGCUGUCAUCCUCCCCGGCUGCUCCACACCAACCCAGCAUGCGGCCUGGCAGGACCCGCCCCUUUCCCACCAAGCCGCUGCGGGAGUCGCAAACAUGGCUGAUGGGGGGUGAGCCUGCCUGGGACGCGGGUGAAGGCCAGAGGAGCUCGAGUGACAGGGGAGAAGCAAGCCUUCCUACGGUGGUGACCGAGGAUGAGGCCUAGGCCAAACAAGGGGCUCUCAGACCCAGGAGUGCAGGGUUGGAGAACACUGGAGAAGAACCAGCCAACCAGAAGGAGUCUCCUAUUGACCCGCACUGACUUGACGCCUGCACCAAUGAGAGCAUGUUGUCGUUGUUUUGGUGACAACUCAAGAAGCUCAUUCGAUCUUUUUUCCUUCCUUCCUCUCCAGUACCACAGACUGGCUGUUGUGGAUCACAUGGAGUCAGGAAGCGUAUGUGCUCAUGUGUGUUUGCUUAUUUUUGGCUUGACCCACGAUGGUCUGGCUACACAUAGUGGGCAGGCAGGUGGAAUGACUGCUUCCAGGUCUUGGAAAUUGCUUGGACUUCAGGAUGCUGUGAGGAUGCAAGAAGCCCUGGAGACGGGUCUGAUGAUAAUGUGUUUUUAAACCGCGAAAGUAUGUCACACUAACAUGUGUAACAUCCUGGGUUUCGCAAGUUUACCCAUAAACUGCUUUCAAAAAGCUUCAGUUGCCUGUGACAGCAAUUACUUGCUGAACCAAUCUUUAUUUGACAUUUAUUUCACUCCUAGUACUAUAACAUAAUUGUCAGAGUGCUGGACCGCAAUAAGAGAGUCAAUCAAGUAUAACAAAAAGAGGUUGCAUUUUGCUUCAAUACGAUUUUAUUAUAAGUCUGCGCACAGACACGUUUCGGCAUAAUGCCUUCUUCAGUGACUAACUCAGAUAAACACUGCGGAGUAUUAAGGCGUGCAAAGUCAUGUUAUAUAUGGGAGUUAUUCACCAGGCAGGACAGGUUAUUAACACCUAAGAACUUGUCAUAUUUCCUCCCGAGCAGCCUUUCAGGCUUUUGGACCAAGUUUAUGCAAUAAUAUACUGCUGCAGACUCUUAACACCACUCUUAAGCUCUACCACUCUCAGGCCUGCAACCCUCAGGCCCUGCUGCUCAAAGCCCCAUCGCUCUCAGGCCUGCAACCCUCAGGCCCCACUGCUCUCAGGCCCUGCUGCUCAAAGCCCCACCGCUCUCAGGUCUGCAACCCUCAGGCCCUGCUGCUCAAAGCCCCAUCGCUCUCAGGCCUGCAACCCGAAGGCCCUGUUGCUCAAAGCCCCAUCGCUCUCAGGUCUGCAACCCUCAGGCCCUGCUGUUAUAUGGCCCCACCGCUCUCAGGCCCUGCUGUUAUAUGGCCCCACCGCUCUCAGGCCCUGCUGUUAUAUGGCCCCACCGCUCUCAGGCCCUGCUGUUAUAUGGCCCCACCGCUCUCAGGCCCUGCUGUUAUAUGGCCCCAUCGCUCUCAGGCCUGCAACCCUCAGGCCCCACCGCUCUCAGGCCCUGCUGUUAUAUGGCCCCACCGCUCUCAGGCCUGCAACCCUCAGGCCCCACCGCUCUCAGGCCCUGCUGUUAUAUGGCCCCAUCGCUCUCAGGCCUGCAACCCUCAGGCCCCACCGCUCUCAGGCCCUGCUGUUAUAUGGCCCCACCGCUCUCAGGCCCUGCCCUUCUCAGGCCCCGUCCUUCUCAGGCCAUUUCUGGUUGGGUUGACACAUGCACAAUGAACAAAGAAGCAUGUACUUUAUCAGUUUCACAAGUUUUCAAUGUGUAGUUUAUCGGUGUGACAUGUUUGACAAAAAAAGGUACCAUUUUACAAUAAGGCUCCCUUUUGCCACUUGUAAAUGGUAGUAAAAAGAAACUUGUUUAAAAUUGUCUAUUAAUUUACAAAAUGUUACAACAUAAUUAAUAACCAGAUUAUAAACCAUUCAUAAACUCUUUAUAUGGGUAGCCUUUUUGUAAAGUGGCACCAAAAAAAGUCCUAUUCAUAUAUUUCUUCCACGAUCUAUGUUUCAUAAUGGUCAAUGUAUUUUAAAUCUAAACGUUCAAUAUAUAAUUUUACAGUUUGAAAUUUUA
Brienomyrus brachyistius is the source of this 3069-nucleotide messenger RNA. RefSeq names its product palmitoyltransferase ZDHHC2-like. Gene Ontology annotation, molecular function: protein-cysteine S-palmitoyltransferase activity. Gene Ontology annotation, biological process: protein targeting to membrane; peptidyl-L-cysteine S-palmitoylation. Lineage: Eukaryota; Metazoa; Chordata; Actinopteri; Osteoglossiformes; Mormyridae. The coding region runs from base 92 to 1198 and encodes 368 amino acids. The record is from RefSeq and is a predicted model, not a curated record. Gene Ontology annotation, cellular component: endoplasmic reticulum; Golgi apparatus. The transcript has 13 exons.